Molecule: messenger RNA, 2877 nt
Organism: Mizuhopecten yessoensis (Yesso scallop)
Lineage: Eukaryota; Metazoa; Mollusca; Bivalvia; Pectinida; Pectinidae
Product: suppressor of tumorigenicity 14 protein homolog
Exons: 16
Coding region: 34-2796 (920 amino acids)
Biological process (GO): proteolysis
Molecular function (GO): protein binding; serine-type endopeptidase activity
Source: RefSeq, a predicted model, not a curated record
CGACACUUGCUUUCGGACAGUGACCCACCAAUAAUGAAGACAAAGCGGAUACUCGACGUCAUAUCGACCUUACUCUGCAUUUGUAUCGUUAAUGCAGAUUACGGUCAUUCUGGAUGCGGCAGUCCAUCUUAUUUGACCAGUAACUACGGUCGUAUCAUCUCUCAGAGCGGGUAUGGAUCGUCACUCUCUAACUACGGAAACAAUCAAGAUUGCACGUGGAGGAUUAACGCUCCGACUGGUAAGGUUAUCAGGCUUACCUCAGCAGAUUUCCACCUGGAGGACGAUGCCCAAUGUAGCUAUGACUUCCUUGCGAUAUAUGACGGUUCCUCGUCCGGAGCCAAACUCAUAGGAAAAUUCUGUGGUAGUAACUCUAUCAGCGUUGUGUCCUCAGGCACCCAUCUGUUUCUCGAAUUUAUCACUGACGACAGUAGUCACUUCUCCGGAUUCCAGAUAAACUACAGGUUUAUCCAGUCGACAAGUUCCUGUGGUGGAACGGAUCACAUGUGUCCCAACCACCAGUGUAUACCUCACAGCUUUCUCUGUGACGGUGACAACGACUGUGGGGAUCACAGCGACGAGGCUACCUGCUCCAGUUCCGGUUCCGCGAAUUGCGACUCAGAUGAGUUUGCAUGUCCUGAUCACUCAUGUAUCCCGUCGACAUGGAAAUGUGAUGGCGAUAACGAUUGUGGGGAUAACUCUGACGAGCACAAUUGCCAAAGCACAACCUCGAACCCUUCCACGGGUACAUUCACGCCUGUAGGUGAUUCAGGGUGUGGAAACAAGGCAGACAAUAACGGUACUUCCGGUAGCUUCAGCAGCCUUAACUAUCCUAACGAUUACUCUCCUAGUAUGUCGUGUCGCUGGGUAAUCAACGUGCCAGCGGGAAAGGUCAUACAACUGACUUUCAACAACAAUUUUAACGUGGAAACCAUCAGCGGCUGUACGUACGAUAAAGUCACGGUGUACGACGGGGGUUCACUAAGGGUUAUCGGACAGUAUUGCGGAAGGUCAGCGCCUGCUCCAAUCCUGGUAAAUAGCAACCACGCUGUAGUGGUGUUCACUUCCGACUCCACUGAUGAACACACAGGCUUCCAAAUCAACUGGUCAGCUGUUGAUGCUGGUUCCUCCGUCACCACUGCGCGACCAGGGUCUGCCAGCACAUGUACGAAGGACAUUCAUUUUACCUCCCAGGGAGUAAUCACCAGUCCCGGGUUUGGCCUCCAUAGUACCUACCCAGCUGAAAGUCAUUGUAUCUGGAGAUUAUUUGCUCCAUCCGGAAACAUAAUCCGGCUCCACUUUACUAGUUUUGGUGUUGAAGGAGGCCGUUCAUGUCCGUUCGAUGCCGUCCAUGCUUUUGAUGGUCCGUCAUCUUCUGGAACCGAAUUGGCGAAUGUUUGUGGUAACCAUAUACCAGCAGACAUCCUUUCCAAGACGAAUGUGAUGUUCGUAAGCUUCAACUCUGACGCUGAUACACAGGAUAUUGGCUUCAAUGCUACUUACACCGUGGAAAAAGUACAAGUGUCUCCCGUGACGCAAUUGACUGACGCAGCAUGUCAUGCCUCGACUGCGCCGACGCUAAACAGCACUUCCGGUGUGAUUCUUUCGGAGGGACGCGAAGACGGUCAUCGUUACCCUGACAACCUUAAUUGUCGUUGGGCAAUUAACGCUCCACCUGGGAAAGUCAUCACAUUAACCUUUAACGAUUUUGACGUGGAGAAGGACAGUAACUGUGACUACGAUUAUCUUAAGAUAUAUGACGGCUCUUCAGCGCAUGCGCACAUAAUAGAAACGUACUGUGGUAUUACAUACCCAAGCAAACUAACAUCUACUGGGAAUCAGAUGUAUAUCCGGUUCCAUACUGACGACAGCGAGGGAAGUUCCGGUUUCAAUAUUACAUACACCGUCCAUGACCCAAUUGCCACAUGUUCACCCAGCCAGUUUACCUGUUCGGACGGCAAGUGUAUCAGUUACAGCGCUGUAUGUGAUAAACACCGCGACUGUACUAACGGAGGCGACGAACAGCUUUGUGCUUCCAGUGCUACGUGCGGCCGACCUGCCAUUACGCCAUCGCUCGGGAACAACAAAAUUGUCGGAGGAAAAGAGGCUGUUCCGAACAGUUGGCCUUGGCAAGCGUCACUGACGUUUGGACCACUCCAUCAACACCUUUGUGGAGCCACCUUAAUUAGUCCUCAUUUUGCAAUUACAGCAGCACAUUGCUUCGAGGAUGAUCGCACACCUCGCCACUGGCAGAUUGUGUUUGGAAAACACCACCUAAAGCAAAAUGACCCCCACCAAGUCACAGUGGAUAUAGCCAAGAUCAUGGUGCACGAACAUUACGACCCCGACGCUACCAGCAAUGACAUCACACUGUUAAAACUGGCCACACCCGUACACCUGAAUGACUACGUCAAUAUAGCCUGUCUGCCGUCACAAGCAGUCAGUGACAACCAGGAGUGUUACACCACCGGAUUUGGUGAAGUUCUAGGGACAUGCUGCGCUGAUGUUCUAAAACAGGCUGCCCUACCUAUAGUAAAUAUCAACACCUGUAACAGUUCGAGCUAUCUGGAUGGACAGGUGUUAGAUACAAUGAUCUGUGCAGGCUACUCAAAGGGCGGUCACGACUCUUGCCAGGGUGACAGUGGUGGCCCCUUGGUAUGUAAUAAUGGCGGGAAAUGGCAGCUAGAAGGAAUCGUGUCCUGGGGAAUAGGCUGUGGAGAUCCUAACCAGCCCGGUGUUUACACCCGAGUAUAUAAGUAUGUACAGUGGGUCCAGGAACACAUAGCAGCUAACUCCUAACAUUAUUGGACAUGCCGUAUUAUGGUGUAAUGGGAAACUUAGAUUAAGACAAUUUCGAUAAAAAACAACUACUACAAAUUU